Messenger RNA from Alnus glutinosa, 639 nucleotides. RefSeq lists its product as uncharacterized. Lineage: Eukaryota; Viridiplantae; Streptophyta; Magnoliopsida; Fagales; Betulaceae. The record is from RefSeq and is a predicted model, not a curated record. The transcript has 3 exons. Bases 1 to 639 code for a protein of 212 amino acids.
AUGGAUUUUGUCGUUGGUCUUCCAAAAGCACCAAGUAGACAAGAUGCUAUAUGGGUUAUUGUGGACAGAUUGACGAAGAGUGCUCAUUUCCUUCCCAUUAAGAUCACUGACUCGUUGGAAAAAUUGGCAAAUCUAUCGCCUUUGUAUUGGGAUGAAAUAAGGGAGAGACAGUUAUUGGGGCCAGAAUUAGUGCAGGUGAUGAAGGAAAAGAUUGCUUUGAUUCGAAAGCGCAUGCUUACCGCGCAGUCUAGACAGAAAAGCUAUGCGGAUAAACGCCGCCGUGAGUUAAAAUCUGCAGUUGGUGACCUUGUGUAUCUCAAGGUGUUGCCAAUGCGGAAUGUGUUUCAUUUCGGCAACAAGGGCAAGCUCAAUCCAAGCGUUCACGACGUUUUUCACGUCUCACAAUUGCGGAAGUGCAUUCACGAUCCAUCUCAGGUGAUUAGCCACGAACCUCUUGAUAUUCAGCCUACUCUGACAUAUGAAGAGUUGCCCGUGCAAAUUUUGGAUCGCAAGGAACAACAGUUGAGGACUAAGACGAUUCCGCUUGUGAAAGUGUUAUGGCGAAACCACAGAGUUGAGGAAGCUUCAUGGGAGCUUGAGCAGCAGAUGCGGGAUAAAUAUUCCCACUUGAUCGAGUGA